Molecule: messenger RNA, 2423 nt
Organism: Salmo salar (Atlantic salmon)
Lineage: Eukaryota; Metazoa; Chordata; Actinopteri; Salmoniformes; Salmonidae
Source: RefSeq, a predicted model, not a curated record
UGUCGUUUCCUUCCUGUCCGUCCAUUCCUCUCCGCUUCAGUUGACUCAAUGAGGAGUUGAGCGCAACAGAGGCAGGCAGUCAACGGCGCGCAACGAGCCACCAGUGCAUCUGCUGUUGGUGCGCUUGCAGUCACACACUACAAGCUUUCCAUCUUUAACGUGAGCUUUAUAGAUUGAAAUUAAAUUAGUAUGAAAUAACAAAACUGGUUUAAAAAAAUUACUCAGCGAAAAGGGGAGUUUUUCUCCAGGUGCGAUGGUUCCGCUUUCUCUCCGUUUUUUUCUACGAACGUUUUUCUUCCUUCAUAUCUGAUCGCCCAUCAGUGGAAUGAUCUGGCUUUUAUCUUGUGUCGUUUCCACUUCAGCAUGGGAACUGCCGGGUCCAAAAGGAAGACUUUAAGGACCGAUGCAAUAUCUUCUGUGGCCGCAAAAGUUAGAGCAGCCAGAGCUUUCGGAGAUUACCUGUCUCACACACACCCUGAGAACCGCAACGGAUCAGAUCAGCUUCUAUCUAAUACCUUCAUUGGCCAAGACACAGACUCCCCUGACAUCAGUCGUCUUCACAACAACAACCUACACCCUCAGAGCCACUGUGGGGCCAAGGCCAGCCAGGACCAGUCCCAGGCCCACAGUCUUCAGUCCCAGCUCAGCACACUGCAUCCCCACCCCAGCAGUCUCCAGCCCAGCACCCUGCAGCCAAGCAGUCUGCAGCCCACAGGCCCCUCUAAGCACAGGCUCUCAGCAGGGCUCUCAGCGGAGCGAAGUUUCUCCUCCGAGGAGCAGCAGCCACCUCCCAGGUCCUCUGAGGGGAGCCUGACCAGCCUGAAACCAGCUGCCCAGCGGGUCUACACCAUCACCAGGGAGGGAGGCAUGCUAGGGGGGCGAGGCAGCGAGGAGAGUCUGGAGGUGCUGAAGCAGCCUCUGUCCCCUCCUCCCUCCGCCAACCAGCCCUCCUUUUCCAAACAACAACCACCAGGCAGCAAACAUCACCGCGGCAACCAGAGCCAUGGCCCACAGAGCCACAGGCCCAAGUCCCAGCCCCUGCAGAGCUCAGGGAGUGCCCAUAACAUCCGGGACUGGGUGGUGAGGAGGGGGGGCUCGCGGGAGGACUGCACCCCAGACUGUGUCACCUGCAUCAGGGCCCCAUGUCCGAGACAGCGCUCCCUGGAUCUGGAGACGUCCCCGCGAGACGGAGGAAAACAGAGGAAGAAGCUAGAGAGGAUGUACAGCCAAGACCAAGGCAGAGACAGACAAGGCUCUGCUGAGGAGAGAGAGGACAACCCUAAUAGCUGGUUCCCCAAAGAGAACAUGUUCAGCUUCCAGACGGCUACCACAACAAUGCAGGCAAUAUCGGCAUUCCGGGGCAUAGCUGAGAGAAAGAGGAGGAAAAGGGAACAAGAGGCAACCGCUCCAAUAACCGAGACUGAGAGAAACUUCCGGAAGCACCUGAGAAUGGUGGGCAGCCGCAGAAUGAAGGCUCAGAGUGAGUUCCCCACAUAUGCUGACCGCCGAGCCAAGAGUUUCAACCGCUCCUGGAGUGACCCCAUCCCCAUGAAGCCUGACUCUCUCCAUGGCUCCAGAGACAGUGGGGACUUGCAGUCCUCCUCAGGGGCUCUAGAUGAAGGAUCCCAGGAGGAUGCAGACUGGGAGGAGGAGAGAGAGAUGGAGAGAGCAGCCUGUGAGGGAGAGGACUUCGUCCCACCCAAAAUCAUGUUGAUAUCCUCCAAGGUCCCGAAGGCUGAAUAUGUUCCUAACAUCAUCCGUAGGGACGAUCCCUCCGUCAUCCCCAUCCUUUAUGAUCAUGAACAUGCCACAUUCGAUGACAUCAUUGAGGAGAUAGAGAAGAAGCUGACGGCCUAUAGGAAAGGCUGUAAGAUCUGGAACAUGCUCAUCUUCUGUCAGGGAGGUCCGGGGCAUCUGUACCUGCUCAAGAACAAAGUGGCCACAUUUGCCAAAGUGGAGAAGGAGGAGGAUAUGAUCCAGUUUUGGAAGAAGUUGAGUCAGUUUAUGAGCAAGCUGAAUCCUGAGCCCAACCUCAUUCAUAUAAUGGGCUGCUAUGUUCUGGGGAGCGCCAAUGGAGAAAAGCUAAUCCACAAUCUGAAGAGGCUAAUGAGACCUUAUGCCAUCGAAUUCAAAUCCCCGCUAGAGCUGUCUGCACAGGGCAAGGAGAUGAUCGAGAUGUACUUUGACUUCCGUCUAUUCCGCCUGUGGAAAACCCGCCAGCACUCCAAGAUGCUCGAAUAUGAUGACCUUUUGUGACACUGCUCACCUCUGACCUUUGUCAGGCUAUUGGCUGUGUAUCUCAUCACCGAUAGCCUAUGGUGACGGCUUUCCUUGAGAGGUCCUGGACGGGAGCGCUCUGUUGAAGAGGUGGACGACAGGCUUCAGGUAGUUUUGCUCACUGAGGAGGCUUCGAUCCUCUGCUC